Messenger RNA from Sordaria macrospora k-hell, 207 nucleotides. RefSeq lists its product as uncharacterized. NCBI's taxonomy places the organism in Eukaryota, Fungi, Ascomycota, Sordariomycetes, Sordariales, Sordariaceae. The record is from RefSeq and is a predicted model, not a curated record. Gene Ontology annotation, cellular component: endoplasmic reticulum.
AUGGCGCAAACACCCCAGCAAAGGCGAGCGAACCUCAAGUUCCAGAAGGAUCAGGAGGCCCGUCGUGGCAAGUCGGAGGACCAAAUCAAGAAGCGCGUAGAAAAGGCGCCCAAGUCUCCUAUCUCCAUGUUCUGGCUCGUUAUCCUCGGCUUUAUCGUCUUCGGCGGUCUCGUCUUCGAGGUUCUGUCGCGUCUGUUCCUCAACUAA